AUGUCGUCGGCUGAUGCUGCCGAAUACGGCUUUAAGCGCUUGCGUGUAGCUAGGGCUUGCGUCGUCUGCCGCCUGCGCAAGACAAAAUGCAACGGUGAGCAACCCUGUGAUCGCUGCAAGGCGCACUCGGCACAGUGCAAGUACGAAACCGUCGAAUCACCCACUCCGAAACGUCUCACUCGUACCAGAUCAUCAUCAUCCAUAACCGACGCUGGCCGCUCCUCUCAGCCCAGAGAUGCUUACCCAGACGUCAACAGUAAGGAUGCAUUCGCUUCCGACGCUGCUGCUGAUGCCAGAGCUACCAAGAGGCAAAAACGUGCCAUGAUCGAUCAGAUUGCAGAUCGACGUUGGGGCGACCGACUGCCAUCACGCUCCUCCAACAACACACGCAAGUCUGGCUACGUCCAACAUCAUCUCGAGCUCUACGCCUCGCUCGACCAGGACGAGUCAGAUCCCGACCCAGAUCUCCAUACCGAAGACGGCAUCCGCGCCCACGAUCAGAACACCGGCAACAUGCAGUUCUACGGGUUCACGUCCAACUUCAACUUUCAGCAUCGUCUCGCCCAUACCGUAGAGGCUUUGAGGUUGCGAGAACAGCAUCAGCAUCCCUCUGCCUCCACCGCUAGCAACCAAGCCACACCCACAUCAGCCACCGCCAACCCAGGUCACGAUACCACUUCCAUCGCCUCGUCCAACAGUAGCUGUCGUUCACAUCUCCCCGAGAGCAUGAAGACCUGGGGUCAUCAAGACAUCAUCUUCCGUCAGACGCCCUCGGAAAAGAGCUUCCCUACGCUUGAUGCAUGUAAGGAAGCUGUCGGCGAUUCCACCUUCUUGCCCCCUUCCAUCGUCGACCGCUUUGUCGAAAACUACAUGACUCUGAUUCAGCCACAGCUCGGCGCAGUACCCAAGCGUCAAAUCAUCAAGUGGGUCAAAGAUGCAAAGGCGCUCGGCCAUCUUUCGCGCGGCUUUUCCGGCGUUCCCUCGAUGGCUGCCUCUGGACCUGGCAGCCAUAACGAGCUUCAAGCCGGUCACAAGUCAGGUCCCGCUCCCAUGCGCACCAACGAGCUCGCCGCUCUUUACGUCGUGCUUGCCCUGGGCGCCUUGAUGGACGAGGGCGACUGGGAAGACUGCUUUGCACCUGUUUCACUCACUCGGGAAGGUGCGAUUGCUUGUGCGACCACCCUGUUUCUGCUUGCCAAAAAGCGCCUCGAAGAGAUUGUGGAAAACUCGAGCAUCCAGAGCGCACGCUGUCUUGUGCUCAUGAGCUUUUUUUCGCUCCAGUGGUCCAGUCCCAACGUUGCCUACCUCUACAUUGGCUAUGCGGCUCGCAUGUGCAUCUCGAUCGGUCUUCAUCGCGAAACUUUCCACUCACCGGGCAACCCCAGAAGUGCAGAGCACCGCCAACUCUGGUGGACAUGCUACGGCAUCGAAAGAAUGAUCUCGACCUGGUUUGGCCAGGCGUCGGCGAUUCGCGACGACGAUGUUUCGGUGCGCAUGCCUCAGCCCAACAACUCAUACGAUGCCUACUUGCUCGUCUAUGCGCAAAUCGCGCGCGUCUGCUCCGACAUGGGCCGACUCUCUGCCAAUCCACCCGCCAAUGCACACGACGUCCUGCUCGCUUCUGAACGCAUGGAGGCCGACAUGCUGCGCAUUCGACACGACGCGCCCGCAGAACUCGCCAUUGGAUUGCGUGACGGCUACACUCGCGAUGCUGACGACGAUUCGGACUCAUCUGAUCUGGUGGUGCGCCGAUAUUCUGUCACCAUUCUGUGGUGGUACCUGCGUCUGCUUAUUCACAGCCCGCUCGUUAUCUUUGCGCUCUACUGCCGCUCCAUCGGCACCGACAUCCCACGCAACGUACUCGAAAAGACGCACACCUCGGCGCGCGCCGGUCAGCAGAUCAUCGAUUCCAUCUCGAAUGCGCGAAGCGACAUACCUCGCCCAGGAUUGGACAACAUGCGCUUCGGUAGCUUCUAUCUUGAUUCAGCAUGCACCAUCGUGUUGGCAGCUAUCCUGUGCGAGCCAAGCAAUCAAAAACUUGCUUUCGGCUACCUUGCUGCCAUCGACAGAGCGAUCAAGUAUCUCGAGAAAAAGGAGCGCAUCUAUGCGGAUCACGGCACCACGGCGUCGCUCCACAAGGCCAGGGACUUGGUCGUACUUGCCAGACAGGUGGUUCGAGCCGCAGCAGGGCAGUCGGCGAGUUCCAAAGUUAACAUUCGGCAAAAUGCGGCUCGCGGUAUGCCUUCCGGCUCGGCAUCAUCCACCGUCGCGACCAACGGUGCGGUUGGUGCGAUGGGCAGCUCUGGAGAUGCGGUUGGUAGAGUGUCUCAUGCUAGCAAACAUCGUCCAACAUCCACCUUCUCGACAAGCUCCGAACGAGACACGGCAUCGGCCGAGGCUGAUGGCGUCCAAGCAGAUGGCCAGGGCAAUCACAGAGACGGCACAUCGCCUUAUCGCGAGCCGAUCGCAUCUCAUUUGAGCGCUGAAGCUCGUGGGCAGAGAGGCUCUUCGAUCGACCUGUCCGUCUCGUCGCUGCUUGCGCCAUCUUCAUCUUGCACUCACUCGUCCUACCGACCGCCGUCGAGUGCCACUUCGCCAAACGCAGCCAUGCCCGCCGAAGCUCUACAUGCCGAGGGCAAGAGCUUUGCCAACGAACGUGACGAAUGGAUGCAGUACUUUUUGUCCAACUUUGACUGGCUCUCUCAGCCGCCGGGCACCACAUCUCAGGCGAUUCAACCCAACAGUAACGCGUCUAUCACGUCUCGUGCCUUUACUGCAGCAGGUACGCCCGACGCAGUAGCAAGGUUCUUCCCAGCUCAUCUAGGCGGAAAUGCAGGAAAGCCCAUGGCAUCCGCAUCGCCUGGCGUGAGUUCACCCGGAAGUGCGGGCAGACCCGCGUCGUUGAGCGAACUCGACAUUGGACUCUUGAUGGGAGGAGUAAGUGUUAUGGAAGGCGGCACUCAUCUCAGUGCGAACAACACUGCGGUCGGAGAUGGCGGCAAUGCGGGUCCUGCUGAGCGCCAAUUCCUUUCCUGA
Molecule: messenger RNA, 3036 nt
Organism: Mycosarcoma maydis (corn smut)
Lineage: Eukaryota; Fungi; Basidiomycota; Ustilaginomycetes; Ustilaginales
Exons: 1
Coding region: 1-3036 (1011 amino acids)
Biological process (GO): regulation of DNA-templated transcription; DNA-templated transcription
Molecular function (GO): zinc ion binding; DNA binding; DNA-binding transcription factor activity, RNA polymerase II-specific
Source: RefSeq, a predicted model, not a curated record